This is a messenger RNA of Labrus bergylta (ballan wrasse), 564 nucleotides long. RefSeq names its product lysozyme g-like. Lineage: Eukaryota; Metazoa; Chordata; Actinopteri; Labriformes; Labridae. The record is from RefSeq and is a predicted model, not a curated record. Gene Ontology annotation, biological process: peptidoglycan catabolic process; defense response to Gram-positive bacterium. Gene Ontology annotation, molecular function: lysozyme activity. Gene Ontology annotation, cellular component: extracellular region.
CACCAUGGCCCAGACUGAUGCAGGCAGAAUGGAAGAGUUCAGGUCUAAAAUCAACAGAGUGGGGGCUCAGAAGGGAAUUCCUCCAGCUCUGAUUGCUGCCAUCAUCUCCAGAGAGUCUCGGGCUGGAAACGCAAUAAAGAACACUGGAGGCUGGGGGGACCAUGGCAACGGCUGGGGACUGAUGCAGGUGGAUGUGAAUCCAAACGGAGGUAACCACACUCCAGAGGGCGCUUGGGACAGCGAGGAACACCUCAGACAAGCCACGGGCAUCUUGGUUCAUUUCAUCGGACGGAUCAGUACCAAAUUUCCUAAUUGGAGCUCGGAGCAGAAGCUGAAAGGUGGGAUUGCAGCCUACAACAUGGGCGAUAGAAACGUCCAUUCUUAUGAAAACGUCGAUGACCACACAACCGGUAGAGACUACUCCAAUGAUGUUGUUGCCAGAGCCCAGUGGUACAGGAACCAUGGUGGCUUUUAACUGUUGAAGCCCACUCUGACAACAUUUCCUGCAAGUCAUUAAGUAAAAGUCUAAAAAGUUGUUUGUGUGAAAUCCUGAGGUAAAUAAAC